Molecule: messenger RNA, 1560 nt
Organism: Penicillium subrubescens
Lineage: Eukaryota; Fungi; Ascomycota; Eurotiomycetes; Eurotiales; Aspergillaceae
Exons: 4
Coding region: 1-1560 (519 amino acids)
Biological process (GO): carbohydrate transport; transmembrane transport
Cellular component (GO): membrane
Molecular function (GO): carbohydrate:proton symporter activity
Source: RefSeq, a predicted model, not a curated record
AUGGCGACCGAGAAGUCAGUCGAGCACUCCAACAUCGAGACGGUCGAUAGACCCGAUGCCGCCAAUCACGAUGGCAAGUCUGCUCUCAUGUCCGAUAAUUUCUUCGAGCAUGAGCAGACUGUCUUUCAAGUCAUCCGGAGUCAUCCUGUCUUGAUCUGGUGGGCGUUCUUCUUCAGUGUCAGUGCCAUUGGAUGGGGCUUUGAUGCCCAGGUCAACGGAGCGGUGCUCUCCAUCCCCUCCUUCCGACGUGACUUUGGUGAAACGUUCGAAGGUGGCUAUGUGGUCCCUGCUCCCUGGCUCAGUGCCUUCAACUCGAUUUCGUCCGUUGGUCAAUUCUUCGGCGGCUUCCUGUGCAGUAUCUUUGCCGACCGUUACGGCCGCAGACUUGCCCUGGCCGUUGGUGUUCUGAUCACUUGCGCGGGUAUCUUUGGUGAACUCUUUUCGUCCGCUAGGGCUGCAUUCCUGAUCAGCAAAUUGAUCCUGGGAGUUGGCUUGGGCUUCUACCUCACCAUUGGACCUCUGUACUCCUCUGAAGUCUCCCCUGUUGUGAUUCGUGGUAUCACCACCGCAGGUGUCAACUUGGGAAUUGUUAUCGGCCAGUUGCUGUCCAACGCAGCCAUCAAGGGAUUCGGUGAACGAAAUGAUCACUGGGCAUACCGGGGCCCAUUCGCCAUUCAACUCUUCUUUGUCGCCUUCCUCGCCAUUGGCCUUCCGUUCUCCGUUGAAUCGCCCUGGUACCUCGUCCGCCAUGAGAAGAUCGAUGCCGCCCGAACUGCCCUCCAGCGCCUCUAUGGUCGCAACACGAGCAUCGAGACCAAGCUUGUGGCCAUUCAGAUGACUGUGGCUCAAGAUCUGGCAGCCAAGGAGUCCAAGUGGUCCGAUCUUGUUCGUGGUCCCAACCGCCUUCGCACUGCCAUUUCCUGCGGUGUCUUUGUUUGCCAGCAUCUCGUCGGUAUCAUCUUCGUCCUCGGCUUUUCCACCUAUUUCUUCCAGCUCGCUGGUCUGCCCACCGAGAACUCCUUUGAUCUCGGUGUGGGAACUACUGCCUGUGGUGUUGUUGGAACAAUUAUCUCAUGGACCAUCGUCAACCGCCUCGGAAGACGGAUGAUCUUCAACUGGGGCAUGGCCAUUCUCAGCACCAUCAAUCUGCUCAUCGGUAUCCUGGACGUUGUCCCCACUAGCGGUGCUAGUUGGACUCAAGCAGCACUCACUGUCGUUUGGGCUUUCUUCUACCAAGUCAGCAUUGGUGCCGUUGCCUUCGUCCUUCUCGGUGAAGCCUCCUCGCCCUCUCUGCGUGCUAAGACCACCGCCAUGGCUACCGCCACCCAGGCCGUCUUCGGUAUUGUCAUGAACAUCGUCAUUCCGUACAUGGUGAACCCUGAUUCGGGCAACAUGAAGGGUAAGGUCGGAUUCGUAUUCGGCGGACUCGGUGCGAUCGCAACCGUCGCUUGCUUCCUGUACAUCCCCGAUUUGAAGGAUCGCACUUUCGAGGAGAUCGACGUCAUGUUUGCCAACCGUGUUCCCCCACGCAAGAUGGGAGAGUACGUUGUCGAGCACUAG